AUGAGCGGCGAUAAGAUGGAGGUUGAGCUCGCCGAGCAGAGCCUCAAGACCAUGGAGCACAGCGAACAGCACUACUUCAAGAGCUACGAUCACCAUGGCAUCCACGAGGAGAUGCUGAAGGACGAAGUGCGCACCCGAUCCUACAUGAACUCCAUUAUGCAGAACAAGCACCUUUUUAAGGACAAGGUUGUUCUUGAUGUCGGCUGUGGUACCGCCAUUCUCUCCAUGUUCGCCGCCAAGGCUGGCGCCAAGCAUGUGAUUGGUGUCGACAUGUCGACCAUCAUCUUCAAGGCCCGUGAGAUUGUCGAGGCCAACGGCCUGUCCGACAAGAUCACUCUCAUCCAGGGUAAGAUGGAGGAGAUUAAGCUGCCCUUCCCCAAGGUGGACAUUAUCAUCUCCGAGUGGAUGGGCUACUUCCUCCUCUACGAAUCCAUGCUGGACACUGUCUUGUACGCCCGCGACACCUACCUCGAGAAGGACGGCCUCAUCUUCCCCGACAAGGCCACCAUUUUCUUUGCGGGUAUCGAGGAUGGCGAUUACAAGGAGGAGAAGAUUGGAUUCUGGGACAAUGUCUACGGCUUCGAUUACACUGCCAUGAAGAAGACGGCCCUCUCCGAACCCCUCGUUGACACUGUCGAUAUCAAGACCGUCGUCACCGACCCCACCCCCGUCCUCACCCUGGACCUGUACACCUGCACCGUCGCCGAUCUCGCCUUUGAGACGGCCUUUAACCUGAGCGUCAAGCGUGACGACUUUAUCCACGCCCUCGUCUCGUGGUUCGACAUUGACUUUACCGCCUGCCACAAGCCCAUCCGCUUCUCCACCGGCCCGCACACAAAGUACACCCACUGGAAGCAAACCGUCUUCUACCUCAAGGACGUCCUCACCGCCCAGGAGGGCGAGGAGAUCCAGUGCAACCUCAAGGUCAAGCCCAACGAGAAGAACCGCCGCGACCUCGACAUUGACCUCGCCUACAACUUCCAGAGCAGCGACAGCAACCGCUCCGCCCAAGCUCUGUGCGACUACCGCAUGAGCUGA
This is a messenger RNA of Akanthomyces muscarius, 1038 nucleotides long. RefSeq lists its product as uncharacterized. Lineage: Eukaryota; Fungi; Ascomycota; Sordariomycetes; Hypocreales; Cordycipitaceae. Bases 1 to 1038 code for a protein of 345 amino acids. Gene Ontology annotation, biological process: peptidyl-arginine methylation. The transcript has 6 exons. The record is from RefSeq and is a predicted model, not a curated record. Gene Ontology annotation, cellular component: nucleus. Gene Ontology annotation, molecular function: protein-arginine N-methyltransferase activity.